Molecule: messenger RNA, 1176 nt
Organism: Acytostelium subglobosum LB1
Lineage: Eukaryota; Evosea; Eumycetozoa; Acytosteliales; Acytosteliaceae
Exons: 6
Coding region: 1-1176 (391 amino acids)
Source: RefSeq, a predicted model, not a curated record
AUGGACACCACCAAGUCAAAGGAUGUCAUUGAAGACCUUACUCGUCAAUUGGCAGUGGAGAGAUCUAGAAACAAGACGUUGACUGAGGAGGUCAAGCAUUUGAAGGAUCAACAACUACGUAUUCAAUUAGUUACAGAGAAUGAGGAAGAGUAUAUUACAAACAAGUUUAUGAAGUACUUGAGUCAGUUGAAGAAGGAGAAGGAGGAGCUGGCACUCAAGGUCGAGCAGGAGGAGGAGUACUUAACAAAUACUCUACAAAAGAAGAUGCUUGCUAUCAUGCAAGAGAAGAUAGACUUGGAGAACAAGUUGGAGGCAGAGGAAGAGUUCAUCGUCAACAAGUUGCAGAAGCAGAUACAAUCAGUGAUGAAGGAGAAGAAGGUACUGGAGAAGCGAUUGGAAAGCGAGUUGAGUGAUCACAAGUACUUGUUGAAGCUGGAGAGUGAGGUCAUCGCCUUGAGGAAUAAGAUUAAGGAGCUAGAAGGAUCAACUGAACAUAGCAAGGAUGACAUUAUAUCAUUGAAGGCAGAGAACUUUGUACUCAGCCAAAAGAUCGUCAGAGAGCAGGAGCGCAUCAACAAGGUGAACACAGAGAACACAGAUCUGAUGACCAGACUAGAGAUUGGUGAUGAGCGUAACUUCAACAAACAAAAGAGAAACAGGAGUGUCUCUGUACCAAACGAGGUGAAGAUCACUACAUCAUUCAUUGCAAGUCCAUCACCAAAGAUGAACCCGGUGCCAAUAUCACGUGCGAGAUCAUCGUCGUCAAACAGCAACACAUGUCUGCUGCCAAAGGUGCUUCGCGAGGGCUGGCUAAAGACAAAGGUGGACAGUGGGCGCCUUGAGCGCAGAUUCUGCGAGCUGCUGUACAAUGGCGAGCUGCGAGAGUACCUGGACGACACCAAGCAGGUGCCAUUGUCGACAAUCAACAUGGACAACGUGGUCGAUAUCGUGGAGAUCCCAGGCACCCCAUCGCCUGCAUCUGUGUCCACGGCCUCCAGCAGCAUGCUCGAGCUGGUCUUCUCAUCGACGUCCAAUGCUAGCGCAUCCGAGACGGCAACGCCAUCACUCGUGGCCUGCUAUUCGAUCGACAAGGGCGAGCUCCAGCAAUGGAAGAAUCUUAUGAUCCAGUUGAUGCCCAAGCCACCAACCAUCCGCUCAUCGUCCGAGUCUUCAUGA